Molecule: messenger RNA, 1293 nt
Organism: Oncorhynchus keta (chum salmon)
Lineage: Eukaryota; Metazoa; Chordata; Actinopteri; Salmoniformes; Salmonidae
Product: NF-kappa-B inhibitor-interacting Ras-like protein 1
Exons: 4
Coding region: 73-651 (192 amino acids)
Biological process (GO): canonical NF-kappaB signal transduction
Molecular function (GO): GTP binding; GTPase activity
Source: RefSeq, a predicted model, not a curated record
GCAAUAAUAAUUGUAAUCUCUCAAUUUGUUCAACUCUGUCAGUUUUUAAACCAAGGUUUUUGCGUUAUCGAAAUGGGGAAAGGUUGCAAAGUUGUGGUGUGUGGUUUGGCAUCUGUAGGAAAAACAGCCAUCCUUGAACAGCUGUUGUAUGGUAAUCACGCUGUUGGUUCAGAGUCCACUGAGACCCAGGAGGAUGUGUAUGUGGCAUCGGUGGAAACGGAUCGUGGUGUAAAGGAACAGUUACGUCUCUAUGACACCAGGGGGCUCCACGACGGCCUGGACCUUCCCAAGCACUACUACUCUGUGGCAGACGGCUUUGUGCUGGUCUACAGUGUGGACAGCCUGGAGUCCUUUAAGAGGGUGGACGUCCUCAAGAAGGAAAUAGACAAGUCCAGAGACAAGAAAGAGGUGAUGGUGAUCGUGCUAGGGAACAAGACAGACCUGCGUGAGCGUCGUCAGGUGGAGCAGGAGGCAGCGCAGCAGUGGGCGCGGGGGGAGAAGGUCAAGCUCUGGGAGGUCAGCGUCACUGAGAGGAACUCUCUCAUCGAACCCUUCACCAUGCUCACCAGCCGCCUCACACAGCCUCAGAGCAAGUCUGCCUUCCCUCUUCCAGGACGCAAGAGCAAGGGCACGGCGUCCAACGACAUAUGAACUGAACUCAACCUCAAGAGCACCUAAGUUCCAAGUACUUCAGGGGGGAGAUGUUAGAGAGUAGGGUUGAUGAGUUAGCCAGCCAACUUCAAUUAAUAUUCUGACUUCAUAUCACCAUGACUCUACAUUCCAUAGACAACCAACAACCCAUAUUAAGAGCUUUUUAUUAAAAAUGUUAUUGACUAGCAAAUCAAGAGAUGUAUCUUAAUGUUUAUCAAAGUGAGCUGGCUAAAUGAGUGAGCCUGCUUUGUGGUGUCACCAUACACCCCUCUGGUUUCAGUGUGUCCCAUCCUAUGGGAUGGCUAUAGUAGCCGCUGUACAGCAAGGUCUAGGCCCAUCUAAUGCGCCUUUAGAGUGAGGCAUAUUACCUAGUGUAUGGCCUACUACCAUAUAGUUUAUGGCAUAUUACUAGAUACUACCUAGUGUAUGGCCUACUACCUACCAUCCAGUGUAUGGCCUAUUACUAGAUACUACCUAGUGUAUGGCCUACUACCUACCAUCCAGUGUAUGGCCUAUUACUAGAUACUACCUAGUGUAUGGCCUACUACCUACCAUCCAGUGUAUGGCCUAUUACUAGAUAUUACCUAGUGUAUGGCCUACUACCAUCUAGUGUAUGGCAUAUUACUAGAUACUACCUAGUGU